AUGGCUUCUACUUCUGGAAUUAAGAAGCCUAAAGGGCCUAAGGUCCUUGAGAAGACAUGCCUUCCAGACUCUAACUCCGAUGUUGAAGCAUUUGACUUUAGUUUCUUGGAUUUUUCUGAAGAAACUUUCAAAGCACCCUCAAACCCAUGUGAUGAUCAUUUUCUUAACUUAUUGUGUGACGAAAACAUAUUAAGGAGGAGUAUUGAUGUAAUAGUAAAUGAUGGAGACAAUCCUGGUGACCAACAAAAUAAACAUGCCCACUUAGAUGAGGACGAUGAAGAUGUUGGCAUCAAGUAUACAGUGCAUGAUCCCAAUGUUGACUGA
Molecule: messenger RNA, 324 nt
Organism: Lactuca saligna
Lineage: Eukaryota; Viridiplantae; Streptophyta; Magnoliopsida; Asterales; Asteraceae
Source: the annotation of a GenBank genome assembly